CGCGCAGCCGGCCGCGUUUAUACGGCGCCGGCUGCGCGGGAGCGCCGCAGUCCUUUGCCGGUAAAGCUCACGCGCUUACCUCUGCUCGUCUUCAGAAAAUACUAUUAUACUUAGUCACUUGCAAAUAAAUUUCGAUUAAAACUAAGUGAUAAACAAGAGUCUCCUCUCGUUUGGUUUAAAAGUGGAACGAUCAUUUAUGGCAACCCUCUUGCUCCAGCCGACCAUUGUGUGCACGUCCCCCUGUGGCAAGUUGAUGACAGUCCAGAUAGGAGUGGACAAUAAUAGUGGGAGUAGAGAGACUUUAUUGAUAGGGUGAAGAUGACGGUGGUGCCUGAAGUGUCACGCGUGAGGGGCUUGUGCCACCAGUUGCUCAUGGUUCUACUAAUAAACGUGCCCACCAUGUCUCUUGGGAUGGCGAUGGGGUGGGUGUCGCUGGUGAGCGGCGAGCGGGAGGAGACGGACGGCGUGGAUCCGGCGGCGGGUACCGGCGGGGACCCGGCGGCGGCGGCGGAGGCGGAGGGAGCGCGCGUGGUGGCGGCGGCGGCGACCACGUUCCUGGCAUCACUAGUCGGCGUCCCACUGAGUGCGCGCGCGCUCUCUUAUGGGCGAAAAUUCGCACUUAUCGCGACGUCGAUGUGCUUUGUGGUGUGCUGGUCGCUGAAGCUGGUAGGCGGCGGCUGGUGGGUGCUGGCGGCACGCGUGGCGGCGGGGCUGGGCGGCGCCGGCGCCUACUCCAUCGCGCCGCUCGUCGCCAGAGAGAUGUGCGAGAAGCGCGUGCGUGGAGCAGCGGCGGCGGCGCUAAUCCCUGCGCACAACGUGGGCUUCCUUCUCAUGUACCUCGCCGCCGACUUCGCGCUGCCGCACACGACGAUCCUGUGGAGCUGCCUGAGCCUGUCGCUGCUGCACUGCGCGGUGUUCCUGCUCGUGCCCGAGUCGCCGGCCUACCUCGCCGCCAACAACAAGGACAAGGAAGCAGUGGCAUCACUGGCGUGGCUGCGUGGGGUAGACGUGGACCACCCCUCGCUGGCGGAGGAGCUGGCCGCGCUGCCACCGCCGGAUAACGGCGUGAGCACCUUCGCGCUGCUCAAGGACAUGAUAAGCGACCGCAGUCGCCGGCGCGCGUUCAUCAUCAGCUUCGUGGCCAUCGUCGGCCAGGAGGCGUGCGGAGUCUACACGCUCAUGCAGUUCGCUGAGCGGACCUUCGUGCUCGCGCGGGACGAAGCCACCACUAGCGCCCUAGAAAUUAUGCCAGACAAUGCAACCUAUGCGCUAAAUUCCACUAAUACAUGGAAUAUGAGCGAUAUGCUGACUACAACUAUGGUGCCAAAUGCUACAAGCGCGCUAGAACAUGGCCUGAAUGCAAUGAAUGCUACGGUGGUGCUCCGUACGAACGCGCUGCUGACACCGGCCAGGCAGGCAGUUGUGUUGGGAGCGGUGCAGUUGGUCGCCUCUGCCAUUGCUCUGUACCUUGUGGAGAGGGUUGGGAGGAGGCGGCUGCUGAUCACGUCAGCGUUCGCGACGGGCGGCUGCCUGGCGGCGGGCGCGGGCGCGGCGUGGGCGGGCCGCGGCGGCUGGGCGGGCGCGGCGCUGGCGGGCGCGGUGGCGGCCGACAACGCGGGGCUGCAGCCCGCGCCCUACGCCAUGCUCGCCGACAUGUUCCACUAUCAGUUCCGCAGCGCAGUGAUGAUGCUGUCGUCAGCUGGCACGUGCGUGGCGAACGCGGCGGAGGUGAUGGUGUUCCCGGCGCUGGCGGCGCGCGCCGGUCUGCCGGCCGCGCUACUGCUCGCCGCGCUACUCACGCUAUCUUACGCCAUCUUCGCGCUAUUCGCCGUGCCCGAGACGCGCGGCAAAACGCCUGAACACAUCUACUCGUUGUUAGACAAAAAGAGGAAAGAGAAGGAUGUCGAAGGCACGGAUGAAAAGGGAAGGAGGUCGGAGCCAGAGUCUGAUAGCACUCGUGUGUUAUAUAUCGUUGACGUGGACCACCCCUCGCUGGCGGAGGAGCUGGCCGCGCUGCCACCGCCGGAUAACGGCGUGAGCACCUUCGCGCUGCUCAAGGACAUGAUAAGCGACCGCAGUCGCCGGCGCGCGUUCAUUAUCAGCUUCGUGGCCAUCGUCGGCCAGGAGGCGUGCGGAGUCUACACGCUCAUGCAGUUCGCUGAGCGGACCUUCGUGCUCGCGCGGGACGAAGCAACCACUAGUGCCCUAGAAAUUAUGCCAGAUAAUGCAACCUAUGCGCUAAAUUCCACUAAUACAUGGAAUAUGAGCGAUAUGCUGACUACAACUAUGGUGCCAAAUGCUACAAGCGCUCUAGAAUAUAGCCUAAAUGCAAUGAAUGCCACGGUGGUGCUCCGUACGAACGCGCUGCUGACACCGGCCAGGCAGGCAGUUGUGCUGGGAGCGGUGCAGUUGGUGGCCUCUGCUAUUGCUCUGUACCUUGUGGAGAGGGUUGGGAGGAGGCGGCUGCUGAUCACGUCUGCGUUCGCGACGGGCGGCUGCCUGGCGGCGGGCGCGGGCGCGGCGUGGGCGGGCCGCCGCGGCUGGGCGGGCCCGUUCCGCAGCGCAGUGAUGAUGCUGUCGUCAGCUGGCACGUGCGUGGCGAACGCGGCGGAGGUGAUGGUGUUCCCGGCGCUGGCGGCGCGCGCCGGUCUGCCGGCCGCGCUACUGCUCGCCGCGCUACUCACGCUAUCCUACGCCAUCUUCGCGCUAUUCGCCGUGCCCGAGACGCGCGGCAAAACGCCUGAACACAUUUACUCGUUAUUAGACAAGAAGAGGAAAGAUAAGGAUGUCGAAGGAACGGACGAAAAGAAAGAAAAGGAUGUCGAAGGCACGGAUGAAAAGGAACGGAGGUCGGAGCCAGAGUCUGAUAGCACUCGUCAGCUCCCCGCGAUGGGCCUGCUGGACAAGCUGUCGGGCUGGCUGGGCCGCGGGCCCACGGAGGUGACGGUGCUGGUGCUGGGGCUGGACAACAGCGGAAAGAGCACGCUGCUCAACGCGCUGCGCCCGCCGGAGCAGCGAGCCACAGCCCUCGCGCCCACCGUCGCCAGCACCCAAGACCAUUUCUCUAUGUUCCAGCAGCUCCCCGCGAUGGGCCUGCUGGACAAGCUGUCGGGCUGGCUGGGCCGCGGGCCCACGGAGGUGACGGUGCUGGUGCUGGGGCUGGACAACAGCGGCAAGAGCACGCUGCUCAACGCACUGCGCCCGCCGGAGCAGCGAGCCCCAGCCCUCGCACCUACUGUCGCCAGCACCCAGGAUCACUUCUCUAGCGGCGGCGUGGCGUUCAGCGCGUGGGACGUGUCGGGCGCGCCGCGGCACCGCGCGCUGUGGGAGCGGCACUACCGACGCGCGCACGCCGUCAUCUUCGUCGUCGACGCCGCCGACCACCUGCGCUUGGUGGUGGCGCGCGAGGAGCUGGAGCUGAUGCUGGCGCACCCGGACAUGUGCGGGCGGCGCGCGCCGCUGCUGGUGUUCGCCAACAAGAGCGACGCGCCGCACGCGCUCGCGCCCAUGCAGACCGCCACAGCACUAGGCCUGGAGCGUAUCACGGACAAGCCGUGGCACAUUUGUGCGUCGAGCGCCAUCUCUGGCGCCGGGCUGGCGGACGGCGUCGCGUGGCUGGCGCGACAGCUGCGCGACAUGCACAUGCACCACUAAUGAUCAUACUGGACAAUCAAACCACUGGGUUGUUCCAUCCAAU
Molecule: messenger RNA, 3697 nt
Organism: Ostrinia furnacalis (Asian corn borer)
Lineage: Eukaryota; Metazoa; Arthropoda; Insecta; Lepidoptera; Crambidae
Exons: 18
Coding region: 319-3654 (1111 amino acids)
Biological process (GO): transmembrane transport
Cellular component (GO): membrane
Molecular function (GO): transmembrane transporter activity; GTPase activity; GTP binding
Source: RefSeq, a predicted model, not a curated record